AGUGUGUGUGUGUGUGUGUGUAAGUGUGUGUAAGUGAGAGAGAGGGAAUAAUCAGACCCUCUGCAGCGACACUCGGGUUCGGAUCGGACUUUCCUGCUCGGUACUCGGUCGGUACUCAGUCGGUACUCGUGUGUAGAGACGAUGCACAUCGCGGCGGAGUUCUGCCUGGUGUGUGUGAAGGUGCUCUGGUCGUUCGCUGCGGCGGCGGCGCGGUGGCUCGUGAAGCCGCAAGAGAAGCGCGUGAAGGGCCGCGUGUGCGUGAUCACCGGCGCCGGAAGUGGCCUGGGCCGCCUGCUCGCGCUGCACUUCGCCCGCAGGGGAGCCACGCUCGCGCUCUGGGACGUGAACCGGACCGCCAACGAGGAGACCGCCGAGCUCGUGCGCGAAGUCUACCGACAGAGCGGCAGCGCGUGCACAGGUUCAGACGACGGCGCAGAGGAGAGUCCCGCGCUCCAGCCUCGAGUUUACACGUACGUGUGUGACGUGAGUAAGCGGGAGAGUGUGUACGCCACGGCCGAGCAGGUGAGGAGAGAGGUGGGAGACGUGACGUUCCUGGUCAACAACGCCGGCGUGGUCUCGGGACGUCACCUCCUCGAAUGUCCCGACGAACUGAUUGAGCGGACCAUGAUGGUCAACUGCCACGCCCACUUCUGGACCACGAAAGCGUUUCUCCCGAAGAUGCUGGAGUUAAACGAGGGACACAUCGUGACCGUGGCCAGCUCUCUGGGGCUCUUCACCACCGCCGGGGUCGAGGACUACUGCGCGAGCAAAUUCGGCGCCAUCGGCUUCCACGAGUCGCUGAGCCACGAGUUAAAGGCGGCCAACAAAGACGGGAUCAAGAUGACGCUGGUGUGUCCGUUCCUGGUCGAUACGGGGAUGUUUAAAGGCUGUGAAAUCAGGAAGGAGUUCGCCCCGUUCUUCCCGCCGCUGAAGGCCGAGCACUGCGUGGAGCGAGCCAUGAGAGCCAUACUGACGGAUCAGCCCAUGGUCUGCACGCCGCGCGCCAUGUACGCCGUCACCUUCAUGAAAACGAUUUUGCCGUUCGACGCCAUCGUGUGCAUGUACCGCUUCCUCGGCGCUGAUAAAUGCAUGUACUCCUUCCUGGCUCACCAGAAAGAAUCCACCAACAACAACGAGCCGAAAAUCGGCCUGUAGUCACUCUGACGUCCGCUGAUGAUCAGGACGAAUUACGUCUCGAACGCUCUUGUUUAUUUGGAGCAACAACAAAAAAAUAGGAACUGGAACUCCACAGCGUUGGACACUAGGGAUCUCAUUAAGCUGCCUACAAACUUCUGUCGUCUAGCCUUUUUGUUUACUCAGCUAUAGAUUAGAUUCGUGCGGAUAUUAUAUAUUUUUAUAUCCUAAGAACUGCAUAUAUUUAUAUUUAUUUAUUUUUUUUAAUAAAAAACAAGAAACAGGAAAAACAUCUGGGUUAAUGUUUUAGAUCUAAUGGGCAGGUGUUGAUGCAUCAUAAAAUAUAAGAACCAAUCAGAUUUCAGUAUGCAAAUGAAGCACAUGUACUUGUAUUGGAGGAGUUUGUGUUGUUGUUUCUUUUUUCUCAUUUUAACUGUAAAUAAACUUCAGACACAUCACCCGAUGUACUGAAUUAUGGGAUAUCGUUCUCUGAGCAGGACACAUGAUCCAGAUGUUUCCAUUAAAGCUGUCGUCUAGGAGACGCAAAAAUCUAACAAACAGCUAUAUUGUGUGUUCAGGCCCUUGUGUGGUUCGGACAUAAUGCAGUAUGUUACUGUAACCGUGUACAGUAUCUUUAUUUAUAUAUAAUUAUUUCUAAGUUCUGUCAUGUUUCCUGAUUCCACAUUGUGACCAAAAGUUUAUGCCCCUCUGAAGAGCAGGCUGAAGCUUUGUUACUUUUUAGUCAUUGAUCCUUUUUUCUGACAAUUUUAAGAUUGUAUUCUAUUUUCAGAUGUGCAAUAUGUUUUACUGUUACAUCAAUAAAUACUUUAUUUUAAACAAUUAA
Molecule: messenger RNA, 1978 nt
Organism: Clarias gariepinus (North African catfish)
Lineage: Eukaryota; Metazoa; Chordata; Actinopteri; Siluriformes; Clariidae
Gene: rdh10b
Product: retinol dehydrogenase 10b
Exons: 6
Coding region: 142-1155 (337 amino acids)
Cellular component (GO): lipid droplet
Molecular function (GO): oxidoreductase activity, acting on the CH-OH group of donors, NAD or NADP as acceptor
Source: RefSeq, a predicted model, not a curated record